Molecule: messenger RNA, 1308 nt
Organism: Ectocarpus sp. CCAP 1310/34
Lineage: Eukaryota; Phaeophyceae; Ectocarpales; Ectocarpaceae
Source: the annotation of a GenBank genome assembly
AUGGGCAUGGGGAAGGUUGCCUUGCAGGAGUUCAACGCGAGGGAUCCAAAGCUUUUCUUCCCCAGGGGGCCCUACAACGGUGACACCUCCAGCGAAGCCCGCCUUCCCGGCGUCGACGGAGAGCGGCCGAUGCGGGUGCAAGGAUCCUCCGUGCUCGUGACGUUUUCCGCCUCGUACUGGACGGGGGUCGCCCCCGCGGGAGAAGACUACGGCUGGCGGCUCGUAUGCUUCACGGCCGACGACGAUGACCACGCGAAAGCCUUGGUCUCCGAGGCAAAACGGGCGGCGGAUCGUGCGGAGGCGGUGGAUGCGGUCAACACCCUCGGGGAGACUUGCCUACACGUGGCAUCCUUCGAGGGCAACGUUCCCGCCGUGAGAUACCUCCUCUCCAUCGACGCCGACCCCAACAGCGCACACAGUGCAAGCGGCUACAACACCCCCCUCCACGAGGCAGCGAGGGGCGGGUCCCUCGCGGUGACCCGUCUGCUCCUCAAGUCCUCGGCAAACGUCCUCACGGUCAACUCGCACGGAGACCACCCCUUACACGUGGCCUGCCGAGAGGGCCACCUCGACAUCGCUCGAAGGCUCCUCGCGCACGACUCCGACUGGGCCACCGUCGCCGCUCGCAACCACGCAGGCCUCCGGCCAGUCGAGGUUGUGCCCGCCUGCUCUGCGCUCAUCGCGCUCCUCAAAGAGGUAGAGGUUAGAGCCGCGAACGCUUCCAUGGCUCAACCCGCCCUCGCCGCCAAUGCGUCACCGUCCGGGCUGCAAGCAGACCCUUGUUUCCACCAGCGUAACAACAAGAACGGGGGAGGGACACCGGUCUCCGCGGCGGGUGUUGGUAGAUUUGGUGUUGGUGGGGGUGUCCUUCGACGCCAAGCACGGGGAGGAGGGAGAAGGACCAAGUCCGGCUUAGGGAAGUUGUCGUUAUCAUCAGACGGCGCCUUGGCGAAGGCAAUGCUCUCGGGGAGCAUUCUGCCGCGGUGGGCGCGUUUGCCGCGGCCAUUCCAAGACGAAGUCCACCAACAACAAAGGUCUCUCAAAGACCGCGGCUGCCCACAAGGGUCACAGAGAAAAGGCGUUGAAGAGGUAAGGUCGGGAGGAGUGACCGACAACGCGGGAUCUGUCGCAUCGGAAGGGAGCGAUGCUCAAUCGGGCGCGGAUUGGUCGGGCACGACGUAUGGGGCCAGCCUAGCCGAGUCUGAUUUUGCGAUUCCGCCUGCGGAGGUGGUCGUCGCUGGCGGCGGCGGUGGACUUGUUCGCGGCAAGCAUAGAGGGGUAGCUCGUGAGAACACCGGAAUCGACUGA